Messenger RNA from Plasmodium inui San Antonio 1, 3054 nucleotides. RefSeq lists its product as hypothetical. Lineage: Eukaryota; Apicomplexa; Aconoidasida; Haemosporida; Plasmodiidae. The transcript has a single exon. The record is from RefSeq and is a predicted model, not a curated record. The coding region runs from base 1 to 3054 and encodes 1017 amino acids.
AUGCCACACUCGGCGCUUAGCUACCUGAUCAGAAUUAAGCUGAUCAUCUAUUGCUUUAAGAGACUCCUACUGUUUAACAAAUACAAACACAUUCAGCUAGAAAAACAGAAAAGGAAAAAGAAAAAGAAGAAAAAGUUAGAAUAUGAAGAAGCAGGGGAUGUACUUGUAAAUUCUGCUUCCUAUGAAGCACCCGUAAAAAAAAAACUCCAGACGAAAACAAUUUAUUUUAUUAGACAUGGUGAAUCAAUAUGGAACAGUGUGUUUAACAGAAAGAUAACAACCAAGAAUUUUUUGAACAUCUUUCUCAUUUUCUUCUACGAACUAUUUUUUAUUUUUACCAAAAAGUCCAGUUUACUUGAUUCUCCAUUGAGUAAAAAUGGUAUACAAGAGUGCCUCGAGUUAUCCAAAUUUUUAAACGACAGCAUACAUGAUUUAGAAAAUACCGAUUUCUGUGGAGGCGAUGAACUUAUGCAGUUAGAGUAUAUAGAUAAAGCCACCAAGGAGAUGGACGCCUUCUAUGGUAAACUAUGUGAUGAAAACUUUGACCCGGUUACCCUGCAAGAAAAACACUACCUCAGUAUUUAUGAUGAUUUUUAUUCUAUCGCUACUGAGGAAGAAAAGGAAUAUGCAAAAAUUUGUGAUGGAGAUCACGAGCUAUCCGAGUUAGAACAGCACUUUAAAAAUAUUUGUGAUGGAUACUUUGAUGGGUUACUAUACGAAGGAGCUAAGUUUGUUCCUCGUAAAAUUGAAGGAGAUGAUGAUUAUUUCUCCUGCGAGGAAGAGAGUGAUGAGGACUCUUUAGAAGAUGACCAGGGUCAUUCAUCUAAAGAUUCCAAAUCAACCUUGUCACGUUCCACAAGUAAAUUGCCACAAACAUUUGGUUCUCAAGGCAAUAUAACUCCCUUGGAAAAUAGUAAUGCAGAGGGACCCAGAAUUCCUGAUAUACCUGCUAUGACUGUCCGACCAUCGGAAGUUCCCACUCCUAAUAUGGUCCCAUUACCUGGUUCUAUGCCAAAUAUAGACCCCCUGCUGGGUUCUCUACCAAAUGUACCUAGUAUGACUGCCCUCCCCUCGAAUCUAGCGCAAAUGAUGCGUCCAGACAUGGCAAUAGCCCCAAUGGCAAACUCAACAGUUAACCAGGGUCAAAUGUCAAGCAGUCCCUUCACGGAAGUAGCACCACCAGGGGUUAUGACACAUAAUAUGCAACCUCACCAGGAAGAAAAAAGUAAAAAGCAAAAACAAAAAGAAGAAAAAAUGAGAAGGAAAGAAGAAAAAAUGAGAAAAAAAGAAGAAAAAAUGAGAAAAAAAGAAGAAAAAAUGAGAAAAAAAGAAGAAAAAAUGAGAAAAAGAAAAGAAAAAGAAGAGAAAAAAAUGCAAAAAAAACACAAAAAGAAAAAAGAAGAUAAACACAAAAAUGAAAGUAAAAAAGGCAAAAAGCACAAAACUAUAUCGGGCAUAUUGAAAAUUCUAGACUGUAAAGAGAAAUCUGUUUUUAGCGAUGAGGAGGAUUAUGUUGAUGAAGAGGGAAGCGAUUCUGUAGAGAAACCCAAAGAGCAAGAUAUCCCAGUUAAGAUGGGUAUACGAAGUCUGGUUCUAGCGAAAUGGAGAAAGCCCAUGUUGUUAAAGACCAAAUCGCUAUCUGCGAAAGCCGAUACCACCAGCGAGGCCCCACCCGCAACUGCACCUCAAGCGGGUCCACCAGAAGUGACUCCACUCACUGCAGCCACACCAGAAGUACCUACACCUAAAGCGGAUACUACAACCAAGGCAAUUGCACGUAAAGUAGAGGAAACCAAUGUAGAGGAAACCAAUGUAGAGGAACCCAAAGUGAAAGAACCCAAUGUGGGCGAAGCAGAAGUAGGUGCACCCAAGGUAGAAGUUCCAAAGCCGGGACCAUCCAAAGUGGAAAAACCCAACGUGGAGGAACUCAAAGUUGGCGAAGCAAAAGUUGUCUUCCCGAGAGAAGGGGCACAAAAAACUGUCGAACCAAAAGUCUCCCAUUCGACAGUCUCCGAACCCAAAGUUGUCGAACCUGGCGAUAGGGCAAUUCCACAAGCUGAUAAUGCUGCUACUAGAUGUCCCGCACUCGGAAGAUCUCUCACAAAAGCACUCACCGGUUCUUCCAAUCAAAUAUCAACUUCAGCAGAAGAAACACCAAGCACCUCUAGCACCGUUGAUACUAAAAAAGAAAGUAACGAUGGCAGUACCCUAGACAUUCCGAAGAAAAAACCAAUAUGCUUAAGACGUAUGGCCAUGGAGAAUAUUCUCCGGCGCACCCGCCGUACCUCCAGUAUGAAAAGUGAAGAAGAUUUUCAUAUUUCACUAAGUUCAAGUUCUGUUGGAAGUAUACAUCAGGACACAAGUAGCAUAGAGGAUGAAGAAGAAGAAGAAAACUCGGACAACUUAGAUGCCUUCGAAAGUGGAGAUAGUAUAGUAACUGAAGAUCUUGAUAAACAGUGUAUAUCAGAAAAUAUCCUUGAUAUGAGUGUAAAGGAACACAUCGAUGUUCUUAAUAACAUGAAAUAUAAAAGUGUUGUGUUGUGUUCAGAUUUAAGAAGAGCCAUUACAACUUGUUUCAUUGCUCUGCAGGAUCGAUUCAAAACAUCUGACGAAAACGUCUAUCUACUGAAAUCACUACAGGAACUUAGUAGAAAUGUAGAUUCAAUUACUUUGUUCAAUUUCUACCAUAAGUAUGUUACCCCUAAGACUAAAAAUUACGUCAGUGAUGAUGUUGAUGCUUUGAUUAAGCAGAAAGUUAAAGUGGCCCCCCAAACAAACAAAAGAAGAUUCCUGGAUACCCUCUCAUACAUUUUUAGUGAUCCAAACAAUAUCUUUAUCAUUUUUGGUCACAGUUUGUGGUUUCUAAGUUUCUUUAGGAGCUUCUUAGAACCACCACACAAGGCAAGAAAUCACAAAAUGAAAAAUUCCAGUGUUGUCGUAUUUAACAUCAGCAAAUAUAAAGAUGAGCACGGAGAGGAACAAUAUCAAAUUGACCCGGACAGUGUUAAGGUUGUUUUCAAGGGUUUCGAGAAUAAGGUCUACAGUAAGGACUAA